This is a messenger RNA of Didymodactylos carnosus, 675 nucleotides long. The record is from the annotation of a GenBank genome assembly. Lineage: Eukaryota; Metazoa; Rotifera; Eurotatoria; Philodinida; Philodinidae.
AUGUGUUCACCAUUAUGCAAUGACGUCGACACUAUUCAAACGUCUACAGUAGUUCACACCACAAUUCAUUCUCCUCAACUUGGCACGGCAGCGAAGUUUGCUAUCCUGGCCGGCAGCACAGUGGCUAAUGCGGGCCUUAAUACACUAGUCACAGGUGACAUUGGUAAUAGUCCAGGUGUGGCUUGUACUGGUUUCAGUAAUCAAAGUUUGAUUGGCACAACAUCGCUGGGGCUAGCUAAAACAGACCUGGAUGUAGCUGUCCAUCAAGCAGCAGAAGCACCGCAAUCUCUAUCCUUGACUGGUGUUGAUCUAGGUGGGCUUACACUGCAACCGGGUGUGUAUACAUUUGCUAGUACAGCAUCAAUAGCUGCACCCAAUGGUCAAUUGACAUUAAGUGGUUCGGGAGUGUUCAUAUUUCAAAUCGGUAGUGCAUUAGGAACAUCACUUAACAGCCAGGUUCUGUUGGUAAAUGGUGCAUUACCACAGUGUGUGUUCUGGUUGAUUGGAAGUAGUGCAGUGUUGGGCAGUGGCUGUAAAUUUCAAGGUAUCCUAAUGGCAUCGGCAUCGAUUGGAUUUAUGGAUGGUGCCUCACUCGUUGGUGCAGCCUAUGCACAAAACGCAGCAGUAACACUAACUAAUAAUGUUAUCACUGUUCAGCCAGCAUGUAAUCUAUAA